This is a messenger RNA of Salmo salar (Atlantic salmon), 2984 nucleotides long. NCBI's taxonomy places the organism in Eukaryota, Metazoa, Chordata, Actinopteri, Salmoniformes, Salmonidae. The record is from RefSeq and is a predicted model, not a curated record.
CGCCCACUGUGUUGAAAUAGGAAGUACAUUUAUACGGAAAUAGAGGAAGAAAUGGACACGGUCGGUCAAAGAAAAACGUUUCUGAGCUGAGUGAGCUGUGACUUACAUCUAAAACAAGUUUCUCUGGGGAGAGAGAGAGAAGGGGACCACUGCCUCUAAAAUGAGUCUGUCUGGGGAGAGCGAGGAGAGAGGAAUUGCCUCUAAGAGGAGGUAUUCUGAGAGAGAGCGGGCCAAUGCCUCUAUAAAUAGUUUGCCUCAAGACACCAGUUCUACGAGAGACCAUGGUGGAGAGAGUUGUAUCAAGUCUGGACCUGAGAAAUGGAUUCCUCAGAGCUGUAAGACUUGUGACCAUGUUGAGGACUCCACACACAGACUUCAGAUUGAACCCUUGACUUCCACUGUCCAGGGAGUGACAAUGUUCAGGCACAGGACACCCAAAGGGAGUUAUGAGUGCACAGUGUCUGGGCUCCGCUGGCUAUGUGAGAGAGAUGUCAUUCUGAAGUAUCACUUCAGGAACUGGGAACCCUACAGUCAACUUCUGAAAGACAUGCAGUACACACAAGGUGGUCCAUUGCUGGACAUCACUAUGGAGUUAGGUGAACUGGAGGAAGUUCAUCUGCCACACUUUGUCUGUUUAGGGACCAACCCUUCCCUGAGGAAUGAGAUGAAGAUUCUUCAUGUAGAGGAACAUGGAGUGUCUUUUGGGAAAGUGCAUGAGGUCACCAGAUUCCAUGCUAAGAUUCUCCAUCCCAAGUUCUCAUCGGCCUCUGUUGUACUGAAAUAUAUCGCCUGUUGGAACGUAGAUGUCCACUGUGACGUGAUCCUCUAUUUGGCAGUAAAAAGGUCAACAGUCAUUUCAAGGCUGUACCUGCUCCUCAGAAACUCCAGUCAGAAAGAGGCUGUUCAGGAACGGGAGAAAGGUCAGCUGUCCCAAGGAUAUUCUGAAUUUCUCCUGUCAAGUCCAAAUGGGUCCUUAAAGCUGAACAAUUGGUUUGCACUCAAGAAUCCCCUCUCCACUUCCGUCAAUCCAGAGAAGAUUCAGCUGUUACCUGCAGACACCACACCAAGCUGUUGUAAGAUGAUUAUGGGAAACACAGGGGUUGACAUUGAGAUGGAGUUAAUUGGGGAUGAUGAGAGGAUAGCAUGGAGAGAUAUGCUACGAACAGAUGAAUACAUCACUGAAACCCAUUCAACUAGUGCUGUGUUGGGGGCAGGAGGUCCGACUGAGAGCAGUCUGACUGGUUCCGCAGAGCAGCAGCUGCGUUCUGUACGGACAGAGUUUGUGAAACGAGUAUCAGGACCUGUCCUGAAUGAACUGCUGGACGUACUCCUGCAACACACAGUCAUCAACCAGGAGGAAAUGGAGUCAGUGAAGGUGAUAGCUGAGAGGACAGAGAAGGCACGUGACAUCAUCGACAUGAUGUUGAGAAAAGGAAAUGAGUCAUGUUCCAGGAUGAUCAACCUUCUUGGGGAGCUGGACCAAUGUCUUUGUUCACUGCUUCAGAUCAACAGUGUUGGGGUACCAACCUAAUGGUAGAAUGGAUAGUAACAGUGUUGGGGUACCAACCUAAUGGUAGAAUGGAUAGUAACAGUGUUGGGGUACAAAAUACAAAAAUAACUGUACAAAUGUUAUGGAGACACAGUGUUGUGUAAAAACAUUGCAUAUAAUAAUUGGAAUCAUUUGGACCGGGGAGACCUGAUCCGAGAUCAACCCUCCUAAUCAACACCAUGGGGUGUAUUCACUAGGAAACAGACCUGAUCCUAGAUCAACCCUCCUAUUCAACACCAUGGGGUGUAUUCACUAGGAAACAGACCUGAUCCUAGAUCAACACUCCUAUUCAACACCAUGGGGUGUAUUCACUAGGAAACAGACCUGAUCCUAGAUCAACACUCCUAUUCAACACCAAGGGGUGUAUUCACUAGGAAACAGACCUGAUCCUAGAUCAACACUCCUAUUCAACACCACGGGGUGUAUUCACCCAGGAAACAGACCUGAUCCUAAAUCAAUACUACCUGAAUUUGUCCCAAAGAAACUACUAUUUUGUUGCAAAACGUUGUGCUACGGUGGGUGACUAAUUAAUACACCCCUGAUCUGACUGGGCUGUAAAUCUUGGUAAAAAAAGCAACAACAAUCCUCCACCACCCUCUUCAGAGGACAAAUAUCAUAGUUUUAUUUCAGCUUUUUUGCUACACAUACAUUUCCAUGUGCCAUAUAUUUUUUAAUUGGGAUGUGAUGUUUUACAAAAUGUUUGAACCUUUCUAAUUGUAUGGUAUCCACAGAUUGUGAGCUAAAGAUGAAAACCUUUCCUGCAGGUAUUAUUAUGCGGGUAUUAUUAUUAUGUUAUUAAUUGACUGACUGUGUCUUUCCAAAUCACCCAACACUGCUAUUUGUAAGGUUAACUUUAAGCACGUGAUUUUUUUUUAACCGUUCCUGAACCUGUGAGCAGAAACUAGCUACAUCGGGGCAAUACCAGAAUAAAUGAUCUAUUGAUUCUGUCUCUUCACAACAAAAUCUACAGAGCUGAGAUUGUUGUAUUGUUGCCCUAUAUAUAUAUAUAUAGUAUUCUGUUGGUGGCAAGAAAUGUAUAUAAUCAUUUAUAUUGAAAACUGUUGAGUCAAGUGUAGUUUUUGUACCAGUUCAUUAACCAUAUGCCAUGGAAUUGGUACAUCGAAAUUCUCCUCCCUGUUAUUUUGCAACCUGUAUGGCGCAGCUGUCAACAUUUUUGUCCUAUGAUGAAACUGGUAUAUUUUUCCAUUUAUGCUAGUUCCUUUCAGCCAAUUUGUAUCUUUAAUGUAUGGCAGGCAAACAAGUUCCCUACCGUCUCCCUUUUCCACUUGCCGACUCCAUUUUUGUGGUAGUGCUGCAAUUAGUUGGUUGUAAAUUUGGAUUGAGCAGACAUUCCCAUAUAUUUUAGAUAACUGCAUAUGUGACAACUCCAUUUCAAUUCAUAAUAUCAUAAUAAAUAAAAUACAAUUUUGAAACA